CCCAGAGCGAGGCCCUGCUGCUGCCGCUAUCGAGAGUUGCAGUUGUUCCCGGGGCUGUGGGAGGACAGAGCGCCGCGGUCUCCCCGCCCCCGGAGGCUCGGCCCGGUCCGGUCCCGUCCCGCCCCUGCCGGUUUCGCGGCCAGUCCUGGGCUCAUGGAGAAUUUCAAGUGGUUGCUAAUGUGAGAAGACAACAUGCCAUUUUGAAGUAUGACAGAAGUCCUGAUGCUGCAGCAGAGGCUAGGAAUAUUAAUGGCCAAAUCUAGAGAGUACAUGGUCUUCUAAAGAAGCCAUGGGUAGCUGCUGUAGCUGUCCAGAUAAAGAGACUGUCCCAGACAACCAUCGAAACAAGUUUAAGGUCAUUAAUGUAGAUGAUGAUGGUAAUGAACUGGGUUCUGGCGUAAUGGAACUUACAGAUACAGAACUAAUUUUAUACACCCGUAAACGGGAUUCCGUAAAAUGGCACUACCUCUGUCUCCGUCGCUACGGCUAUGAUUCAAAUCUCUUUUCUUUUGAAAGUGGUCGACGAUGUCAAACUGGACAAGGAAUCUUUGCCUUUAAGUGUGCUCGUGCAGAAGAACUAUUUAAUAUGCUACAAGAGAUCAUGCAGAACAAUAGCAUAAAUGUGGUAGAAGAACCAGUAGUAGAAAGGAAUCAUCAUCAAACUGAGUUGGAAGUUCCAAGAACCCCUCGAACACCCACCACUCCUGGGUUCAGUGCACAAAGUUUACCUAAUGGAUAUCCCAGAUAUCCCUCCUUUGGAGAUGCUUCAUCACAUCCUUCCAGCAGGCAUCCCUCUGUAGGAAGUGCACGGCUUCCUUCAGUAGGUGAAGAGUCAACGCAUCCAUUGCUUGUAGCAGAGGAACAAGUGCACACCUAUGUCAACACUACUGGUGUACAAGAGGGGAAAAAAAAUAGAUCAAGUGUGCAUGUACCGCUGGAAUUAAGGCUUUCUAAUGUUGAAACAAGCAAGACAACAGAAGAUCAGAAUUGCACUGAUGACCGAGAUGCUCAGGUUCUUCUGGAGCCUGAAGGAGUCAAAUUUGUUUUAGGACCAACACCUGUUCAAAGACAAUUAAUGGAAAGAGAGCAACUGGAGCAACUUGGGAGAGACCAAGUUAGUGGCAGCAGUACAAACAACUCUGAAUGGGACACUGGGUACGACAGUGAUGAACGUAAAGAAACACCUUCUGGUAAUAAACUAGUGUAUGAAAAUCUAAAUAGGUUAUCAAUCCCUAGUGCCUCAGGAGUCAGGAGAGGUCGUCUGACAUCAACAAGUACCUCAGAUACCCAGAAUAUUAACAACUCUGCUCAAAGGAGAACUGCAUUGUUAAACUAUGAAAACUUGCCAUCUUUGCCUCCUGUUUGGGAAGCCCGCAAGCUAAGUAGAGAUGAAGAUGACAAUUUAGGACCAAAGACCCCAUCUCUGAAUGGCUACCACAAUAACCUAGAUCCAAUGCAUAAUUACGUAAAUACAGAGAAUGUAACUGUGCCAGCAAGUGCUCAUAAAGUAGAAUUUACACGACGUCGGGACUGUACACCAACAGUCUUUAACUUUGAUAUUAGACGUCCAAGUUUAGAACACAGGCAGCUCAAUUAUAUACAGGUUGACUUGGAAGGUGGCAGUGACUCCGACAACCCUCAGACUCCAAAAACUCCUACCACUCCACUUCCACAAACUCCAACCAGGCGCACAGAGCUGUAUGCUGUGAUAGACAUUGAAAGAACUGCUGCUAUGUCAAGUUUGCAGAAAGCACUGCCACGAGAUGAUGGUACGUCUAGAAAAACUAGACAUAACAGUACUGACCUGCCUAUGUGAGCCCGGGAAGCGUUAAAUCAUUUGCACCUUUUGUGAAGUUUAUAAAAUUGAAGAUGCAAAUACUUCAUUUGCAUUUCUUAACACUAACGCCUUUUAUAGAGUAAUAGACUUUUUUCUGAAUACUUCAUGUGCUUGUCUAACAAAAGGGAAAUAAUGUAGAGCAGGUACUCAUUAAAUGACACCAUUUUAUUCUACAGUAAUAGUAAUUGCUGUGUAGAAGCAUUGCCACUUUUCACAGUGCCUCUUUACUUGGUUAGAGUUGGAGUGACUGCCAGUUCUGAAGUUACCAAUAUUCUGGCCAUGUGCCUAUAGUCAUUAAUGGCAUUUAUAACGUUUUAUAAAGCCUCUUGAUGUGCAUUACUAGCUGAUAGCCGUAAUCUUGCAAGGUUGAUAUUUGUACCUUCACUCUCUUCAUUCAUGUGGCCUCCUCCAAUAUGAGAUGUGUGAGUAAUUCAUUAUUCAAUCAGUUUGACUUACAUGAUAUAUUUUGGCUCAUGUGAAGGGAUAUAAACACCAC
Molecule: messenger RNA, 2333 nt
Organism: Terrapene triunguis (Three-toed box turtle)
Lineage: Eukaryota; Metazoa; Chordata; Testudines; Emydidae
Gene: FRS2
Product: fibroblast growth factor receptor substrate 2
Exons: 7
Coding region: 290-1816 (508 amino acids)
Biological process (GO): cell surface receptor protein tyrosine kinase signaling pathway
Cellular component (GO): cytoplasm; cell-cell junction
Source: RefSeq, a predicted model, not a curated record